CAUGUUAAAGCAAUAGCUAGGUUUCACCAUAUUACGCUAAACAAUGUAUCAUGUUUGAAUGUAUUAUUUUAUGCUAAUUAUAAAGAGCUGUAAUUUGUUGCGUGAGACCAACAGUAAUUACAGAGGAAAAAAGGCUUGAGAAAGUCGCGUCCAGCCAGCUGCAUGAGUUGAGCAAUGUAGUGCGCCAAAGCUGCCUGCCUGAGAGAGGAUCCAUCACAGAAACAAACCCUCCCACUCCGAGUGCCCCCGCUCCUUCAGAUGCAACUCAAAAUACAUAAAGCGUCCAUGUUGCACAGGGAAUGAAGGGUCAGCAGAUAUGAACAGUUUGCUUAAAAGUGUUAGCUAACUUUAACGCUCAACAACUUGCGUUCGCUAGCUACAUGUUUUUGGACAAGAACAAAUCUCCGACGGGCUUCCUAGUGUUUUUAACGUUGUACGGACACGGCCUCACAUUUUGGAUGAUCGGAGCUUCACAGCUAACUCGCUAACCCAAGCUACCUGCUAACUUCAGCUAGUUAGCAAUUCAACGUCGGUUGUUUUUGUGUGUGUGUUUUGUUUUUUUAGCCACAAACGCUGUCGCUGUUGCGCACAAAAUAUUUGUUUGCAGCAAUGAUUUUUUGCGGAGAGCCAUAAAUGACAGCCAUUCACUGGCUUCCAUUCACCACCGUGCUAGCUGGCUGGCUACCACUGCUGCUGCCACUACACUUCGCUUCGGACGGUUGCCUGCUGGCUUUGUGGGCUGGCUGGUCAUCCUCCUCUUAAACAGCUAGCUAACAGUAGCUAGCACACGAAGCAAGCGCGCUAGUACGAAUAACAUUGUGGGAAACAAAAGCGGAAUAACCACCCGUCUAAAUGGACCACAUGUCCAUAAUAACCCAAGUUUCCAACCCGAAGGAGGAGGAAAUAAUAUCCUUUAACCAGGAAAAAGCGUCCCAGUCGAACAGCAGCCUAAAGAAGCAGAGGAGCCGGAGCAUCUUCAGCACAUUAUUCUGCUGCUUCCGCAACUACAAUGUGGACCCUCCAGCCACCAACACCAACACCAGCUCCCUGCCUCCACCUGUUGAGGAGAACGGAUCGCCUCCCAAGUGUGACCAGGUCGAGGUCAUCCCUAUCCCUAGUCCACCAGCCAAAUACCUUCUACCAGAGAUGAUAAUAUCUGACUAUGGCAAAAAGUGUGUGGUGAUUGACUUGGAUGAAACACUCGUCCACAGCUCAUUCAAGCCCAUCAGCAAUGCAGAUUUUAUUGUUCCCGUGGAGAUCGAUGGUACCGUUCAUCAGGUGUAUGUGCUGAAACGACCGCACGUGGAUGAGUUUCUUCAAAAGAUGGGAGAGCUGUUUGAAUGUGUGCUCUUUACAGCAAGUCUUGCCAAGUAUGCAGACCCUGUGGCAGACCUGCUGGACCAGUGGGGCGUGUUUCGAGAGCGACUUUUUAGAGAAUCCUGCGUUUUUCACAGAGGGAACUAUGUCAAAGACCUGAGCCGGCUGGGACGAGAGCUCAGCAACGUCAUCAUUGUUGACAAUUCACCUGCCUCUUAUAUUUUCCACCCAGAAAAUGCUGUCCCUGUCCAAUCCUGGUUUGAUGAUAUGAAUGACACAGAGCUCCUGGAUCUGCUGCCUUUCUUUGAGGGACUCAGCAAAGAAGAAGAGGUUUAUGGAGUCCUGCAGAAUCUAAGAGGCAGGUAACAGGACACACCGUAGCGCCUCUGCUCUCCAUCCUCCUCCUCCUCUGUCCACCAUUUCUACAACCGCAUCUCUCAGACUCAGGCAGAUCCUCCGACAUGCGCCCCUCUUGUCUCUGCCCCAAGGGGACGCCUUGGAGUCUCACUGUGGAAACCUUCACGUAACCCGUCUCUGCUCUCAUCUCCUGGCGACAAACCCUCAAUAUCCCAAGAGCACUGUGUUUCACAAAAACCACACCAGAAAGUGUACAAGAGCGUCCUAAGUUGAUAAUAUUGGGGACAAAAUGCUAAGAGGAAUGAACUCUGGUCUUUACAAUUUUACUAUUCGGUGAAGUGCUUAUUUUAAAACCAAAAAAAACAUCAACAACGUUUUGUCUGACAUUUCUUUUGUGGUACCACACAAAAGUCUGAAAAGAUUUUGUCCUCGUAUUGUUGCUAUGCAGGCAGUUUCUGGUAGUAGAAAGGACUGUGAUUCUCUUUUCUUACUGGAUGAAGUGCCUUGUGUGUAUGUUGUUUAUAUCGGGAGAUAUUUUUUACAUGGCAUAUUUCCAGAGUACUUAGUCUUUUCACACAAUAUGCUUUAAAGUGGACACAGAAGUAUCUUGAUAUAAAUUUGUUUUAGUUUUUUUAUUAUCAAACGCUGGGCAAAAGUC
This is a messenger RNA of Perca fluviatilis (European perch), 2332 nucleotides long. RefSeq names its product CTD (carboxy-terminal domain, RNA polymerase II, polypeptide A) small phosphatase-like b (gene ctdsplb). NCBI's taxonomy places the organism in Eukaryota, Metazoa, Chordata, Actinopteri, Perciformes, Percidae. The coding region runs from base 853 to 1683 and encodes 276 amino acids. The transcript is spliced from 8 exons. The record is from RefSeq and is a predicted model, not a curated record. Gene Ontology annotation, molecular function: RNA polymerase II CTD heptapeptide repeat phosphatase activity.